AUGGCUCAAGGUACUAUAUCGGGUCUCCCCUGUGCCGAGAGUUGGACCCUAAGCAGCGAAUCUGGCGAUGAGUACUUGAUACAAAUUGGCUAUCCUCGCAACUGGACGGCUGAAUCAGCAAACUCCAAUGACCACACGGUUCCGGUGAUUUAUCUUACCGAUGGAAACUCUGUCUUUUUCACAGCACUUGAAGCCCUCCACCGCUGGCUCUCCCUCCGCCCCCCCGGCGCGCCAUCCAGUGGCGUUGUCGUGGCCAUAGGCUACCCCCUUCAUGAUGACAGCCCGAGCUUGUUCAAUGGCCGCCGGUCGAAGGACCUGACGCCUCCAUUGCCUGGCGCUGGAGAGACAGAAGGCGGCGCCGACCAGUUCCUGGAUUUCAUCGAGCAGCGUGUCCGUCCAUUCGUCAGCCAGAGAGUCAAAGAGAAGCAAGGCGCCUCCGUGGGCAGGGAAGCUAUAUGCGGACAUUCAUACGGCGGACUGUUUACUCUUCAUGCCCUGUUCACGCGGCCGACAACUUUUGACUACUUUCUUGUCAACAGCCCCAGCAUUUGGUGGAAUAAAAGAGCGAUAUUGAAGCAUGAACCAGAAUGCUACGAGAAAAUAGGGGAAAAGGAGACUUCGGUUAUGCUUUUCGUCGGCGGCGAUGAACAGGAACCACCGAGGCGGAAGGGCGAAAGUGAUGAAGGCUUUGAGCAGCGCCGUGCGACCCACAUCGAAAGGCGGAUGGUCGACAACUUGAGGGAUCUGUAUGAGAGACUUAGAAAGUCUGGUAAGCUGGCACACAUCUCACUAUCAGUUUAUGAAGGCGAAGAUCAUUGUACGGUGAUUCCUUGCGGGGUCAGCAAGGGGGUUUGGACAUUCCUUGACGACUGGCCAUGUAUAGACUAA
This is a messenger RNA of Verticillium alfalfae VaMs.102, 888 nucleotides long. Its product is annotated as siderophore esterase. The record is from RefSeq and is a predicted model, not a curated record. NCBI's taxonomy places the organism in Eukaryota, Fungi, Ascomycota, Sordariomycetes, Glomerellales, Plectosphaerellaceae. Bases 1 to 888 code for a protein of 295 amino acids. Gene Ontology annotation, molecular function: hydrolase activity, acting on ester bonds. The transcript has 2 exons.